This is a messenger RNA of Mesitornis unicolor (brown roatelo), 489 nucleotides long. RefSeq names its product centlein-like. The annotation marks the transcript as partial. The transcript is spliced from 4 exons. Lineage: Eukaryota; Metazoa; Chordata; Aves; Mesitornithiformes; Mesitornithidae. The record is from RefSeq and is a predicted model, not a curated record. Gene Ontology annotation, biological process: centriole-centriole cohesion; protein localization to organelle. Gene Ontology annotation, cellular component: centriole; centrosome.
GCUGAUAAAGAAUUUGUGUGGUCCCUGUGGAAACGUCUCCAGGUGUCAAACUCAGAUCUUACUCAAGCUGUCAGCUUGGUUGUAGAAAGAGAAAAGCAGAAAGCUGAAGUCAAGGACAGAAAGGUUUUAGAGAUUUUGCAAGCCAAAGACAGCAAAAUAGAAACCCUUGAACAGAGGCUCACAGUACAGCAGCAGGAGAUAAACAACUUAAUACAAAGAAAAAAUGGUGUGGAUGAGGAAAAUACCCAUUUGAAGAAUAAAUUCAGUAACUUGAACCAGAAAUUUAAAGAUAAAAGCCAAGAACUUAAGGACACUGAGGAGUGUGCACAGAAGAAGGAAGAGCAAAACAGACUGGUUAUAAAAAACCUCGAGGAAGAAAAUAAGGGAUUAAAUACAUGCUGUGCUGACCUGUUAAAUGACCUGGAGAAACUGAGGAAACAGGAGGCACAAUGGAAAAGAGAAAAAUCUGGCAAUGAUGCCAGAAUAAAG